AUGGCCGAGGGAUCAGAGCCAGCCAGCGUGGAUUUCAGUAUCUGCACUGAUAAUCUGCAUGAGGGGACUGUGUCCAGCAUCAGCAAAUUUGCAGAUGACACCAAGCUGGGUCCCGACCCCGGCCCCGGCCCCGAGCCCGACCCCGGCCCCGGCCCCGGCUCCUCCCGGGGCCCGCGCAGGACACACGCGGCGCGGCCGCUCCCGCCGCCUCCGCUGCGGCUUGCCCGGCCCGAGCUCCGCCGCUCGGCAGCGCGGCCCCCGGCCCCGCGGCUCCCGGGUCGCGUUGCAAAGAGCGAACGCCGGGGGAUGGCCGGGCCGGGGCGGGCGCAGGAGGCCCUGCAGGAGCGGUACCGGCUGGGCUCGCUGCUGGGGUGUGGAGGAUUCGGCAGCGUCUGGUCGGGGACGCGGCUCUCGGACUGCACCCCGGUGGCCAUCAAAAAAGUGCCUCGGAACCGCAUCUGGCAUUGGAGCGAGCUGCCCGACGGCACCCGCGCUCCCCUGGAGGUUGUGCUGCAGGACAAGGUGUCCACAGGCUUUCCCGGUGUCGUCCAGCUGCUGGAGUGGCUUGAGCUGCCCAGCGACAUUGUGAUGGUGCUGGAGCGGCCAGAGCAGUCUCAGGACCUCCUGCAUUUCAUUCGGGCACGGGGGUUCCUGCGCGAGGAGGUGGCGCGGCAGCUGUUCCGGCAGGUGCUGGAGGCCGUGCGGCACUGCACCAGCUGCGGGGUCCUGCACAGAGACAUCAAACCAGAGAACAUCCUGGUUGACCUGGCCACCGGGCAGGCCAAAUUGAUUGACUUUGGCUGUGGCACCUACCUGCAAGACACAGCCUACACUCACUUUGCAGGAACACCAUCAUACAGCCCCCCGGAAUGGACCCGCUUUGGCUGGUACCAUGGCGAGCCAGCUACCAUCUGGUCCCUGGGCAUCCUGCUGCACAAGAUGGUCUGUGGGAAGAUG
This is a messenger RNA of Passer domesticus (house sparrow), 957 nucleotides long. RefSeq names its product serine/threonine-protein kinase pim-1-like. The record is from RefSeq and is a predicted model, not a curated record. Gene Ontology annotation, cellular component: cytoplasm. Gene Ontology annotation, molecular function: ATP binding; protein serine/threonine kinase activity. NCBI's taxonomy places the organism in Eukaryota, Metazoa, Chordata, Aves, Passeriformes, Passeridae. The annotation marks the transcript as partial. Gene Ontology annotation, biological process: protein autophosphorylation. The transcript is spliced from 6 exons.